AUGUCUGUAAUGAAUGGUUGGCGAUUUCAAUGUGCUAAUACAACUUGUUUACCAUUUAAUACGGUUCGUGUAUCAAACAUGCGUAACUGUCAAAUGACUUGUUUAGCUCAAAUUUUUUGUGAAGCAGCUAGUUUUUAUACAACAACUUCUAACUGUGAUUUAUUUGCUUACAUAUCGAGUCAAAUUGGCAGUAUGUCACCUGAUACGAAUACUAUCACUAUGAUCGUCAUAGCUGCAACGCGAAUACCAUCAGAGCCGACCACGACAUCAACCACAACAACUUCAUCAACCACUUCAUCAUCAUCGUCAACAUCGUCAACUUCAUCAACCACCUCAUCAUCAUCAUCAACAUCGUCAACUACUUCAUCAUCAUCAACAUCAUCCACGUCAAAAACAACAUCAACUACAACCAGUAAGUGAUCGAUCAGGACGGCAUGAUUAAAGAUGACAAUGGCAGAUAAAUAUGAUGCCGUCAGUUUUAUGUCAUGCUCAAUUAUUCAUCUACGUCUAUAUAAUGUCAAUUGAUCAUCUAUAAUAAAUAUAUACAAUGAUGCUCAGAAUUCAUCAUCCAUCUGGCACAUUGUGUUAUUUCUUUGAUAGCUUGGAAUAAUAUCAAAGAAGUAACAUUAUUUGCCAGAUUUAUGGUCAAUUUUGAGUGCCAUUGUGUGUCAAUAAAAUCUUUCACACAUUAUUUUUAUUAGGUACAACUGCGGCAACGGCCGUUAACGUUCUUCUGGCUGGUU
Adineta steineri is the source of this 743-nucleotide messenger RNA. The record is from the annotation of a GenBank genome assembly. Lineage: Eukaryota; Metazoa; Rotifera; Eurotatoria; Adinetida; Adinetidae.